This is a messenger RNA of Fusarium graminearum PH-1, 291 nucleotides long. RefSeq lists its product as uncharacterized. Lineage: Eukaryota; Fungi; Ascomycota; Sordariomycetes; Hypocreales; Nectriaceae. The transcript is spliced from 2 exons. The record is from RefSeq and is a predicted model, not a curated record. Bases 1 to 291 code for a protein of 96 amino acids.
AUGGCCUUCUCUAUGUCUUUUAGGUAUAUUGCAAUACUAUACAGAUACGGUCGCCCCAUAUGCAAUACAUGCACAAAACAGCUCCUUAGUGGGACACUCGCCCUUGUCGGUAACCAUUCCAGCGUCUGUUUACGCGGAACUCGUCAAGCUCAGGGGUCAAACAAAGAUAUCCUUACUAGCUCUCCUACGGUUACAUCAAAGCCGUUUUCAUGUGGUGAUAUGAGUCCCGGUAAAAUACAUAUGAAACAAAUUCACAGUGUACAGCAGCCAGAGGCAGGCAAAAUAGAAUAA